CGGUGGCCGGAAAGAAGGGCUUCCGUUUCCAAAGGCAGCCCAAAAGAGCAAAGAAACCUUCAAGGAGCUGAUCUUAGAGAGAGAGAGAGGUGGCUUCUUUCUCCCUCCUCUAUUAAUCGCGGUACUUUAUCAUGGCUCUCUUCAUUCUUCAAGCGCAGCAGUAGCAAACACACUCUCACAAGUCACGAGCACCCUUGCUCUUUGCGUGAGUGCCACACCCAAAGCCCGUUUCUGUUUCUCCUUCUUCGUUGUGGUUUGUGUGAGAAGACAGAAGAGAGAAAGAGACAGGAGCAAUGGUGGCUGGCCCUCUGCUUCUCCACGCCCUGAUCUGAGUCUGAGGCUGAGUUCGAGCGAGGCCUCAGUCCUCAGUGGGAGCAAAGGAAGGCAGGGAGUCAGUGAUGAGCAAGGAGGAGGUGCUCAAGAUUCAGACAUGCGUGUUCAAGGUCAACAUCCACUGCGACGGUUGUAACAAGAAGGUCAAGAAGGUGCUCAGCAAGAUCGAUGGCGUGUACCAGAGCAGCGUGGAUCCGGAGCAGGGGAAGGUGACGGUGUCCGGACUGCUGGAUCCGGACACCAUUAUCAGGAAGCUCAGCAAAGCCGGCAAGCCCGCCGUGCUCUGGGGCUCCAAGCCCGGCGCCGGCUCCGCCGCUGUCUCCGCCGGCCAGUUCCAGAAGCUCAAGCCUGACAAGGGCAAGCCCCAGCAGAAGGACGCGGGUGGCGGCAAGGGCCAGCAGCAGCCCAAGGACGCCAAUGGCAUGUCCGGCGGCGGCAAAGGCGCGAAGAUGCAGCAGCCGAUUCAUCAGCACAUGAAGGGCGCGCCAACGGCGCAGCAGCUCCAGCAACUGCAGAUGCAGAUGAAGGGGAUGAAGCUGCCGCCGCAGUUCAUGGAAGCCGCCGCCGCCGCCGGGAAGAUGCCGUUCGCGGCGCACGGGCCGGCUCCGGCCGCGGCGGCGGCCAUGGCUUCCAAGGACCCCAGGACCGUGAAGUUCAGCCUGCCAGGGGACGACGGCUGGGGGGACGACGAAGAAGACGACCUCGGGGGCAGCGAGUUCGACGACGACGGCUUUGACGACGAGGAGGAUUUCGAGGACAACGACGGCUUCUACGAUGACGAACCCAAGGUGAUGACGAAGCACAUGGCCCCGCCGCCGCACGCCGCCGGAGGGGGCGGCAAGAAAGGCGGCGGGAAUGAGGUCCCCGCCGCGCAGUUCAAGGGGAACAAUGGCGGCAAGAAAGACGCCGGAGGCAAGGGGCAGCACCAAGGCGGCGGCGGUCAGCCGAACAAUGCCAAGGGAGGAGUUGGAGGAGGAGCGGCGCCGGGCCAGGGGAAGAAGGCCGGCGGCCCGAUGGGCCCGGUUGGCCCAAUGGGCGCCAUGCCACAGCCGCAGCAGGCCAUGCCGAGGCCUCCAAACACGAUGGGCGCCGGCGCCGGCUUCCCGGGAAUGGGCCAGAUGGGCCACCACCCCCAAAUGGGAACCGGCGGCGCCCGCAUGCCGGCGCCGGCUGCAUUCUACCAGGGCGGCGGCAAUGGCGCUGGCGGCGGCGGCGGCGGUGGCGCAGAGAUGCUGCAGGCAGCGGGGGCGGCAGGGAACCCCGUCGCGCAGCAGCAGUACUUGCAGCUGAUCCAGCAGCAGCAGCAGAUGGCGGCUCUCAUGCAGCAGCAACAGCAGCAACAGAUGAUGAUGAUGAACAAUGGCGGACACGGCGGCGGAGCAGCAGGGUACCCGCCGCCGCCGAUGAUGAUGCCGUCGUACCCGGCGCCGCCGCCGAUGAUGAUGCCGUCGUACCCGGCACCGCCGCCGCCGCCGCACGGCGAGCCGUAUAACUACUUCGGCGACGAGGAUGCCAGCAGCAGCUGCUCGGUGAUGUGAGGUCGGAUUACCUCUAUAGAUAGAUCAUGGUCGGAAACAAGACCAUGGAUGGAAAUUGAAUGGAUCAUUCAUGGUCAUGAUUUCUCGCCUAGAAUUAAUUGUGCUAGUACUGAUUUCCACCUCUUUCUUUCUGUCGAGACGAUAGUUAGAAGAAAGAGGCGAGUGAGCAUCGGAGUGUAGGUAAAAGUAAUUAAGAAUAAUUUUAUCUAUCGGUGAUGGAUCAUAAAAGUGAGAGCAAUGCUUGAUCGAUCCAUGCUUUUCUUUUCUUA
Messenger RNA from Brachypodium distachyon (stiff brome), 2140 nucleotides. Its product is annotated as heavy metal-associated isoprenylated plant protein 32. The record is from RefSeq and is a predicted model, not a curated record. Gene Ontology annotation, molecular function: metal ion binding. NCBI's taxonomy places the organism in Eukaryota, Viridiplantae, Streptophyta, Magnoliopsida, Poales, Poaceae. The coding region runs from base 399 to 1871 and encodes 490 amino acids. The transcript is spliced from 3 exons.